AUGGUGCAGGAUUACUUGAAAACUGUGGUUCCUUCGCAAUUGAUCGCCGAGCGAGGCUCCAAUAUAGUUGUCAUCAACCCAGGUUCCGCAAAUGUCCGAAUCGGAGUCGCGCGGCAGGAUACUCCCUCUAUCAUUCCUCACUGUAUUGCUCGUUAUACCAAUCAAACGCCCAAGUUGAAUGUCCAAGAUCAGAUGCUGAAUUGUCAGGUGACGACUGCUCAGCAAAUGGAGCGUCAGAAGGCUUAUGAUGUUAUUGCAUCAUUUCUAAAGAUUCCUUUUCUGGAUGACCAAGUGGGCAUCCCACGGAAGAUGGGCCGUGUUGAUGGACAUAAUCAUCACAAUGGUAGGGGGAAGGACGAGUGUUUUGCAUGGGCUAAUGUUUAUGAGCAGGAUGCUAAGUCCACUUCUACACCAGAAAGGACGACUAGUGAAGAUCGGGUUGGUGAAUCCUCAGAGGAGCACCGAGAUGAGGACCCAAAGCAGCUGCAUUCCACUGAGAAUAGGUUAAGGCAGUUCAUUAUUGGGGAGGAAGCUUUAAGAAUAUCCCCUACGGAGCCAUAUUGUGUACGCCGCCCCAUUCGCCGAGGUCACUUGAACAUUUCUCAGCAGUAUCCGCUGCAGCAGGUGAUCGAGGACCUGCACGCUACCUGGGACUGGAUAUUGACAGAGAAACUUGAUGUACCUCGGUCACAUAGAAACAUGUAUUCAGUGGUUCUUGUUUUGUCAGAAACAUUUGAUACUCGAGAAAUGAAAGAAAUGUUAUCAGUAGUACUACGAGAUUUGCACUUUAGCUCAGCAGUGGUACAUCAGGAAGGCCUUGCUGCAGUAUUUGGGAACGGAUUAUCAACGGCAUGUGUAGUCAAUAUGGGGGCUCAAACUACUACUGUUAUUUGCAUCGAGGAUGGGGCAGCACUACCAAAUACAGAAAAAACCUUGCAAUUUGGCGGAGAGGAUAUAUCAAGAUGUCUGCUCUGGACCCAAAGGCACCAUCAGACAUGGCCACCUAUUCGAACUGACCUGUUGACAAGGCCUAUGGAUUUGCUAAUGUUGAACAAACUGAAAGAGAACUAUUGUGAAAUCAAGGAAGGGGAGCUUGAUGCUGUUUCCAUAGUUCAUUCCUAUGAAGAGGGCCAGCCACCUGGAUCUCAUAAGACUAGGUUAACCGCUCUUAGUGUACCUCCAAUGGGACUCUUCUACCCAGCGCUUUUGGUUCCAGAUGUGUAUCCUCCUCCACCUCGUUCUUGGUUUAAUGACUAUGAUGACAUGCUGGAAGAAACAUAUCAUAUAGAAUACCCUAGGAGGCCCGAUUUAGUUGAAGGAAUGUAUCCUGGGAUGAAUGUUGGAUUAUCCAUGUGGGACAACUACCCGAUAUUUUCUUCAAAGCCAAAAAAGGAAGAAAAAGUUGGCCUUGCAGAAGCAAUCACCAGUAGCAUUCUCUCAAGUGGCCGCAUUGAGCUUCAAAGGAAGCUGUUCUGCAGCAUUCAAUUGAUUGGUGGAGUGGCCUUGACGGCUGGUCUCAUUCCCGCUGUGGAAGAAAGGGUUCUGCAUGCAAUUCCCCCGAAUGAGGCGAUUGAUACCGUAGAGGUCCUGCAAUCAAGAACAAGAACCACAGACGUGCCAUGGAAAGGUGGAGCGAUCCUUGGAAUCCUCGACUUUGGUCGUGAUGCUUGGAUUCACAGAGAGGACUGGGUCCGAAGCGGCAUUCACAUAAAUAGCAACAGAAAAUACAGGGACUCUUACUAUCUCCAAGCCCAAGCCAUGAGCUAUAUAAACUCCUGA
Molecule: messenger RNA, 1779 nt
Organism: Linum trigynum
Lineage: Eukaryota; Viridiplantae; Streptophyta; Magnoliopsida; Malpighiales; Linaceae
Source: the annotation of a GenBank genome assembly